AUGGAUAUUAGAAAUUUUACGUGGGUGAAUUCAUUUCAACCAACAAGAACGAAUACAAAGGAACCAACAGGAAAUGAAACAAUAAAAACAACAAAUAUAACAGGAGCAAAAUCAACAAAAUUUCCAAUUAUCAUUAUAGUCUAUUCAGUUACUGGAACUUUAGGUGCUGCGAUGAUUGUGGCAUCCGUAAUUUUUAUUUACAGACGCACGCGCACACGUAAUAAUAAUAAUAAACUCAAUAGUGUUGGUCAUAUAGUUCCUGAACAGGUAUUUGAUAAUUCUGGUAAAAUUGAAGAUAUAGAACAACAUAAUUUACCUGGUCUAGCCCUUCCAUUAUAA
This is a messenger RNA of Funneliformis mosseae, 339 nucleotides long. The record is from the annotation of a GenBank genome assembly. NCBI's taxonomy places the organism in Eukaryota, Fungi, Glomeromycota, Glomeromycetes, Glomerales, Glomeraceae.